GCACCAUAUAAGCAGCCGUCCAUGUGUCCUGGUGGCGAAGGGCCUCAACAGCCUGCUCCCUCCCUCUCCUUGUCUCCACGAACACCCUAUAUUUUCCAACUACUAGCUAAUCUCAUACAAAAAUGAGCGCCACUAACGAGAAGAGUAUCCCGUAUACCGAGGAGCCAGCUACUUCGACGCCUGCUGCCCAGCCGGCUCAGGGGGCAACAGGUACCCGUGCAACAUACGCUGCGCCGCAGAUGCAUAUCGACAGCAUCCCGGCCCAGGUACACUGUCCGAAAUGCAACAAGGAUGGGCUUUCCAAGGUGGAGCGCGAGAUGAGCACAUCAACUCUGGUCGCAGCCAUCGCCGUGUGCUGCAUCUGCUGGCCGGCCGGGUGCUACAUGUGCCUGUCGGACUCGAUGAAGGAGAACCACCACAAGUGCUCCAGCUGCGGCCAUGACAUGGGCAAGAUCGUCACUGUUACCAGUGUUGCCCCAGCCGCCCCGGAACCUGAUUCAAAGCCAAGCGUCUAAGAGUUUUCCGUUAGUAUGUUACUCAUAAUGGCUACUGCCGCAAAGUUCUGCUUAUAUACUAGCUGCUUUGCCGGUAUAUGUGGCCACGGCUCGAAUUAUCGAUAAUAUACUCGCCAGGGAUGCCUUUACCGCGCAACUGUCGAACAUAAACACU
Messenger RNA from Linderina pennispora, 669 nucleotides. RefSeq lists its product as uncharacterized. The record is from RefSeq and is a predicted model, not a curated record. Bases 123 to 515 code for a protein of 130 amino acids. The transcript is spliced from 2 exons. Gene Ontology annotation, molecular function: zinc ion binding. NCBI's taxonomy places the organism in Eukaryota, Fungi, Kickxellomycota, Kickxellomycetes, Kickxellales, Kickxellaceae.